GUCAUGAAGAACAACUCAGCAAUUAAAUUCCUAAAACAUGUCAUGUCAGUACUAUCCACAAUAGCCAAAUCAAAAUCAACAGCCAUCAAAAGCAAAACUGAGGCAAUAAAAGCUAAGUUAAUGGUCUUAUCAUUGCUCAAAUCCAAGAAACUCUCCAUAUCUGGCCUAGGAACUAAGGCCAUUUCUCACAAGAUCCAUUCACUAUUAGGCCAUAAAGAUCAAGAUCAAGAUCACAAUCACGAAGACGAAAACAAUCAGGCCAUUGUACUCUACAACCACGCCCCUGAAGUCGGAGAAGAUUAUUUACACUAUCAGCAUAACGAGGCUAACGAAGAGAUACUACUAUUAAGCAAUGGAGAAAACUACGAUUAUGAUGAUAAGUAUCCGGAUUUAACACAUUCAUUGUUCGAUGAAGAGGACGAGUACUUAGGUGAUCCAAAUGCAUCAGCUAUAGACAUGGUAAGGAAUUUCAAAGAGGAAGAAGGAGAGAACUUUGUUCUUGAAGACGAGAUCGAUAACGUUGCAGACUUGUUCAUCAAGAAGUUUCACAAAAGGAUGAGAUUACAAAAGCUUGAAUCUUUCAAGAGGUAUCAAGAAAUGCUUCAGAGAAGCACUUAAUUAUAAGUAGAUUGUUCAUUAUUAUUAAUUGCUAAUUAAAGUUUAUCUGUUAAGACCUCUGCAAUAUUAUUAUUAUUGUUGC
Solanum verrucosum is the source of this 700-nucleotide messenger RNA. RefSeq lists its product as uncharacterized. The coding region runs from base 4 to 618 and encodes 204 amino acids. The transcript has a single exon. The record is from RefSeq and is a predicted model, not a curated record. Lineage: Eukaryota; Viridiplantae; Streptophyta; Magnoliopsida; Solanales; Solanaceae.